AUGUGUCGUUUUUUAAUUUUCAAAGGCAAAGAGCCGAUUCGUUUAUCGCAUCUUCUGACGCGACCUGCACAUUCGAUUAUCAAGCAAUCGUUUGAUAGUCGGCUGCGGCUCGAUACUAGAAGACCUAUCAAUGGUGACGGAUUUGGGCUGGCAUACUACUCAGCGGACGAAGAACUUGAAGAAGAUGGACCCUGCAUCUUUAAGGCCAUCACACCAGCGUGGAAUAACCAGAACCUGGACGUGCUAGCUGAAAAGACCAAAUCUGCGCUCGUUUUCGCGCAUGUUCGGGCCUCCACGUACGGUGUGCUCUCCGAGACCAACUGUCAUCCGUUUACUUACCAUCGCAUCACUUUUAUGCACAACGGUGGAAUAUCAAAUUUCCUCAAGAUCAAGAGACGGUUUUUGGCUCACUUGGACGACGAAUACUUCAAUCUUAUUCAAGGAAGCACCGACUCAGAGUGUGCAUUUGCGCUUUUCCUCGAUACUCUGCACAAGAUGGGCUGCGACACUUCUGACAAACGGGGCGAUUUUGGACAUGCUACGCUACGCAAGUGCAUGAUGCAGACCAUCGAGUACAUCAAGGACUGGACCCGGGAGGCCAAUGCGUCGGAUCCCUAUGCUGAGCCUUCGAUUUUGAAUUUUGCCGUCACAGACGGAGCUAGUGUGGUUGUUUCGCGGUACGUGACGUCCAAGACCGACGAAGCCGCGUCUCUGCAUUUCAGCUGCGGAUCGCGCUUCGUCGAGUCGUCCCCGGGUGAGUACCGCAUGGAACGGCUGGACAGAAACCAAGACGUUAUUAUGGUUGCCUCCGAGCCUCUCACAUUCGAACGUGGUGACUGGACUACUGUACCCACCAAUAGCAUUCUUACUAUCAAGAAUCAGACUGUCUUACUACACCCUAUUGUCGACGAAUACUACCAAGAAGAUCCACUUUACAUCCGCAGCUCAUCGCUUGCAGAAAGAAAGGGUCUUAUGGGUUCCGUGCCACUUUCCAAACCCUUGGAGCGGAACGUGCCACCUUUGGAGAGAGAGGGUCGUUCUAGACCUCACACCUCUGCCGUUCGUGCAUGA
Molecule: messenger RNA, 1071 nt
Organism: Lachancea sp. 'fantastica'
Lineage: Eukaryota; Fungi; Ascomycota; Saccharomycetes; Saccharomycetales; Saccharomycetaceae
Source: the annotation of a GenBank genome assembly